GUGACCUUGGGCUAACCACAGUUCUUCGGAGCGCUCUCAGCCCCACCCACCCCACAGGGUUUUUGUUGUGGGGGGGAAGGGAAAGCACAACAUACGGUCAACGUGAUGUAAGGCAUUGGUCUAAAAUCUGGGCUGAGCUAUGGAAGCUUGCUGGCUGAAUUUGGGGGCAGUGGCUGGUUGACAGCAAAAGCUUAUUUUAAACCAUUAAAAACACAGAUCAGUUUCUUCCGUUCCCGCAGCACAUUCACAAAAAAACACCAAUCGGGAGCAGACCAAGUUUAUUUUCCCCGCCCAGCAGCCUGAUCCUCCCACCUGACUUCCAUUCAAGCUGUCAACAAAAACAACAGCCAAUCAGAACGCAGGACACUGGGCAUGCUCAGACAUGUUUCCAAAGUGCAUGCAGAGGUCCGGCUCGUGCAGAACAAACUGGAGGAUUUCUAACUGUGCUCUUGGGCAGAAGCGGAGCGCCGUGCGUUUGCAGGAACCGGGAUAAAACAACCCAGUUUAUCUAGGUUUUGAAGAUGCCAGAGGGCCCGGAGCUGUUUUUAGCCAGCCGGUACAUCAACGACAUGUGCAGAAGACUCAUCUUCUCGGGGCGCGUGGAGAAAUCGCAGGUGAGCAAGAACUCGGAAGUGCCCUUCGAGAGCGAGGAAUACUCGAUAGCUGCCACGUCGCGAGGCAAAGAGUUGAAGCUGACCUUGGCACCGGUGAAACGGGAGCGUGGCAAAGGGAAGGACCGCAGCUCACAGGGCCGGGAGCCGAUGGAUCUCAUCGUCCGCUUUGGGAUGUCGGGUACCUUCAAGUUGACUUCGGCGGCUGAGAUCCCGAAGCACGCUCACUUGCGCUUUUACACCAAGGAGGACCCACCUCGCGCUCUCUGUUUCGUGGAUGUCCGGCGCUUUGGCAAAUGGGUGGUGGAUGGCUCGUGGCAGCCAGACCGUGGACCGUGUGUGAUGCAGGAGUAUGAGAAGUUCAGGGAGAACGUGCUGAAGAAUCUCUCCAAUAAAGUUUUCAACAGACCUAUCUGUGAGGCCUUGCUGAACCAGAAGUUUUUCAACGGUGUUGGCAACUACCUGCGAGCCGAAAUCCUCCACAGGUUAAAAAUCCCUCCCUUUGAGAAGGCCCGGACUGUUCUGGAGAACCUGCAACAUCAAGAACAGAAGUCCCCCAUGACGCUGAGCAAAAAGCUGAAACUCAAACGGGAGAACCCAGACUUACUGGAGCUUUGCCACAUCGUGCCCAUGGAGGUGACCCGCCUGGGUUAUGAUCCGGAGAGAUCUGUUUAUCCUUUAUCCUUUGAAGGCUGGAUUCAGUGCUACAGCAUGCCUGGUAUGAAAUCCCUGCCCGAUGCCAACGGCAGGACAAUCUGGUUUCAGGGAGAUCCUGGACCGCUGGCCCCGAAAGGGGGAAAGCCGCGCAAAAGAGUUUGGAAAGUAAAAGCUGAACCGGAGGUAUCGAUUCCCAAGGUAAGAAAGUCGGGGGCGGGAAAGAAAUCGAAAACCAGCGCUCCUCUGGAAAAUGCUGAUGGAACACAAGGAGAGAAGAAGAGAAGCAAACUUGACCAAGAAAAUGCAGAGGAUGCUGGGGAAACCGGAUCUAGGAAGCCAAAUGCAAGGGCUCAGAGAAGGAGCUCUGCUUUGCAGGAAUCUCCCAAGGUUGUCUCUGAAGCGGAAUCUCGGAAGAGACGAGCAUCGGCUCGGAAGAACACAGCUUCGGCUGCUGCUGCCCCGAGAUCCCGACGAAUAAAAGCUAAAUAGCUGCCUGCUAAAAACACACACAUCCUUCCGGAAGCUCCGAUCUGGGGGAUUGAAUGCUUUGACUCACUGCCAAUGCAACUUGAUUAGGGCAUCUCUAUCGGUGACGGUUGUGGUAUAUAAAGGGCCUGACUCGAGAACAGCCGCUCUGGGUCCCUGGCUUAGGUCUUGGGGACCAAGGGAAUUUGAAAUAGUUCUAUGCUGAUGAGUUUGGCUAUGAAUCCGUGCCCCGUGGCCAGAAUUCCUAACACGGAACGUGUUAGAAUCUCCAUUGCAAGAUUAAUGUUUACCUGCAACAACUAGCAAGCGAUUGUUAUUGGCCGCAGAUUUGUGCUAAGGCAAAACUGCGUGUAAUUUCUGUGAAGGAACGACAAAGCUCCAUAGUCUUACUGGAAGGAAGUUCGGUUGUUGUUAACAGAGCCGAGAAUCAGCUACUGCCUUCCGUUUAUCCACUCAUCCCAAGAACUAGGUGCCUCCCUUCCUCUGCUCGGGAGUAGCGUUUUUAUAUGAAAUUGGGUGUGAGUUUGAGACCAAAACAGAACGCUUCGUCUUUGGGCUGAGAAUCGGCUCAGGACCGGCCUUCAAACAAGUUCCGGCCUCUCCUCUUCUGUGUGCCUUGGGGAGGGAUUGUUUCUCGUAAUGAAACAAACCACGCACACAAACUGCGGUUCUGCCUGACUGGCAGAAAUACGAGGAAGUCCUCCAUUUCAAAAUGAGCGGGUUCUGACUGACUUUACGUACCCUACGCCUGGGUUUUCACGGUUAUUCCAAUCAAAUUCUUUGCUGCUCGCUUCUCUUUGUGAUUUUUUAAUGAAUAAAGUGCUUUUUUAAUGAAUAAAGUGCUUUGUGAUUUUUUAAUGAAUAAAGUGCUUU
Messenger RNA from Sphaerodactylus townsendi, 2627 nucleotides. RefSeq names its product nei like DNA glycosylase 1 (gene NEIL1). Gene Ontology annotation, molecular function: DNA N-glycosylase activity; nucleic acid binding; zinc ion binding. The coding region runs from base 522 to 1757 and encodes 411 amino acids. NCBI's taxonomy places the organism in Eukaryota, Metazoa, Chordata, Lepidosauria, Squamata, Sphaerodactylidae. The transcript has 10 exons. Gene Ontology annotation, cellular component: nucleus. Gene Ontology annotation, biological process: base-excision repair. The record is from RefSeq and is a predicted model, not a curated record.